Prunus armeniaca (apricot) is the source of this 276-nucleotide messenger RNA. Lineage: Eukaryota; Viridiplantae; Streptophyta; Magnoliopsida; Rosales; Rosaceae. The record is from the annotation of a GenBank genome assembly.
AUGGCCAAUGAGAAAAUGUUUUAUUUGUCGAAGCCAGAGGAGGUAGUCGGUGUUGGUGAGCUCGAUGAAAUGGGAGAAGUAGUGACCAGGAAGAGAGAGAAUGAGGAAAAUGGAGAGGCCUUGAAGGUUCGGCUGGAGAGAGAGAGAGAGAGGGAAGAAGCUAUCCCUUGGAAGAGAAAUAGACUGUUUAGGCUGAUACCAUGUAAGAGUUUGAAUUCAAGUUAUAUUCCUUCGUGUAACUAUUACAAUAUCUAUAAUUGCACAAUAAAGAUAUAA